This is a messenger RNA of Hibiscus syriacus, 776 nucleotides long. RefSeq names its product protein LOW PSII ACCUMULATION 2, chloroplastic-like. Bases 74 to 640 code for a protein of 188 amino acids. Lineage: Eukaryota; Viridiplantae; Streptophyta; Magnoliopsida; Malvales; Malvaceae. The record is from RefSeq and is a predicted model, not a curated record. The transcript is spliced from 2 exons. Gene Ontology annotation, cellular component: chloroplast.
AUAUAACCAAGAAUCCAUAGAAGGCAAAAGAUGAAGGGCACAAAGGCAUCCACUUAACCAACUAAAACCGAAAAUGGCGCUACGAAUCCACGCUCCAUCUUCUUUAGCUACCGGAUUUUACCACCGCAACUUCACCUUCCCAAAACCCAAAUUUACCGUCAAAUCGGAGAAACCAACCGUCGACGCCGAGCCCACUCCCGAGCCCAAAAAGCCCGCCGCGCCUGGCCGAGGGUUUGGCUCCUCGUCCUCCUCCUCACCCACUGGUAAGUCAACAGUAAGCAGCAGCAGCAGCGGCGGCAGAGAAAAGAAGCAGAAGGGGAAAAGAGAGAGGGCGUCUAUAAUACGGCGGUCGCCGGUUGAGACACCCGCGUUUGUGAGCAAAGAAGAGGAGGCAAAGGCGGAGGAAUUGAGGAAAAACGAGAGUGCUUUUCUACUUGCUUGGUUGGGGCUUGGUGGGAUCAUUCUUGUGCAGGGCAUUGUUCUUGCUGCUUCAGGCUUCCUACCAGAAGAAUGGGAUAAGUUCUUUGUGAAGUACUUGUACCCAUCUUUCACCCCUACUGUUCUCUUGUUUCUUGCUGGAACUGUUGCAUAUGGAGUGUUGAAGUACCUGGAAAAUGAGAAACUCAAGGACCAAAAGUAAAUAGUUCAUCCAAGUAAUAUGGGUAAAUCACGUGUUUAGUACUUAAAUUAUCAGUGAAUAUCAAGUGAGCAUUUGUACAUUUCUGCAGGCUAUACUUUCUGUUUUGUGCUUUCCUUGUUAAGAAAAUUGUAUGUAC